Molecule: messenger RNA, 663 nt
Organism: Hordeum vulgare subsp. vulgare (domesticated barley)
Lineage: Eukaryota; Viridiplantae; Streptophyta; Magnoliopsida; Poales; Poaceae
Product: protein CONSERVED IN THE GREEN LINEAGE AND DIATOMS 27, chloroplastic-like
Exons: 1
Coding region: 1-519 (172 amino acids)
Source: RefSeq, a predicted model, not a curated record
AUGGCCGCCUCGCCCUCCCUCCACGCCCCCCGCGUCCUCCCGCUCCUCCCGAACCCCGCCCCGAGCCUCGCCCUCCCUCCACGCCCCCGCCUCCUCCCGCUCCUCCCGAACCCCGCCCCGAGCCUCACCGGGCCCCGACGCUGGCCGCGGAGGCGCCUCACGACCGCGAAGGCGCAGGCGGUGUCGCCAUCGCGGAAUGGCAGCUCGGCGGGGACGGACUGGUGCCCGGUGCCCCCGAAGCAGCGGCCCGUGAACGAGUACGACGCGCUGGCCGCGUCACUACCCUUCUCCUGGGCGGCGGGGGACCUGGUGCUCUACUGCUCCAGCCUCGCCUUCAUGGGGGCCGCCUUCGCGCUCUUCAUCGGCCUCCCCAUCGCGGCCUUCGGCGGCCGCGGGGGCGCCGGCGGCGACGCCCUGCACCUCGCGCUCGGGGCCACCGGCUCCGGCAUCCUCGCCGUCACGCUCGCCGUCGUGCGGAUGUACCUCGGCUGGGCCUACGUCGGGAACCGCACGCGCUAGCUGUCGCUGGUGGUGGAGAAUUUCUGUUCUUGAAUGGGAGGAGAUCGGGGGAAAGAACAACCUGAGACAUUCCCCCUGCAGUUGACUCCGACGUGGUUCGCUGUGUUGACGCCGUCAUGACGCCGUCGGAGGAGAGCUCAGAUC